Asparagus officinalis (garden asparagus) is the source of this 817-nucleotide messenger RNA. RefSeq lists its product as uncharacterized. The coding region runs from base 36 to 665 and encodes 209 amino acids. NCBI's taxonomy places the organism in Eukaryota, Viridiplantae, Streptophyta, Magnoliopsida, Asparagales, Asparagaceae. The record is from RefSeq and is a predicted model, not a curated record. The transcript has a single exon.
UCCAUCCAAUUCCAUCUCAAACUCUCUUUCUAACAAUGUAUUCCUUUAACAACAACAACAUCCUCCCAAUCUCCUCAAACCCAAGUUCACCAGCAAAAGACUGGCCGACUGCCGAAAAGCCCGAUCCCCGUCGACGGCGAAUCUGCAUCGGUCUCUCUGCUGUGGCCAUGGCCGCAAUCGCCGCGACCAUCCUCAUCCUCGCUUUCACAGUAUACAAAGUUAGAGAGCCAACAAUGAGACUGAACUCCGUCAACUUCAAAGACCUCGACCUCACUAAGAACCUAACCGUCGUAGCCGAUGUGUCGGUCAAGAACCCUAAUGCACUCCCCUUCAAGUUCAAAUCAAGCACAACGACACUUCUGUAUCGGACCAAACAAGUCGGGGUGGCUUAUGGGCCGCCAGGGCAAGUUGGGGCUCGUGGGACGCUGCGGACCAACGUGACGAUGAACGUGAUUUCAAGCAAAUUGGUCGGAGAUUCGAAGUUCAUGGAGGACGUGGGGAAAGGGUCGCUUGAGCUCGAGACGUCGACGAUGGUGGGAGGGAAGGUGACGAUAUUGGGGAUAUUCAAGAGGCAUGUGGAUGUGAUGAUGAAGUGUAGCGUGAGUGUUGAGAUUGGGAGCCAGAAGAUUCUUGAUCAGCACUGCGCUCAAAGGAUGUGGCUGUGAUCGGAGGAAGUAGUAAUUGGAAAGCGUUAAACAUUCUCCUACUCCUUUUUUUUACCUUUUUUUUAGUGGGAGAUGCUAAAUUGGGGGAUUGAGACCAUUUGUUAGCACAAUUGUGGGAUUAAAUUGUUGCCCAAUGAGGGCACUGGAUAGCA